Molecule: messenger RNA, 750 nt
Organism: Kalmanozyma brasiliensis GHG001
Lineage: Eukaryota; Fungi; Basidiomycota; Ustilaginomycetes; Ustilaginales
Exons: 2
Coding region: 1-750 (249 amino acids)
Source: RefSeq, a predicted model, not a curated record
AUGGGCUCGUCAUCGUCCAAGCCAGCGCGCAAGCUCGGGUCAGAGGUCGCAUCCUCCGUCUCGAGGGCUGUGCCUUCCGCAGCCAAGCCUUCGGCGAAUCCUGCCCCUGCACCUCCGACAGGAAAGACCCGUGUGCCUCCGACCGAGUACGGAGCCUCGACCGCCAAGCAAGGAUCCCAAUACGCUCCCUCAGCCUCGACUCGACGAGAACAGGAAACACAGCGACAGCAGAGUCAAGCUAGCGAGACCAAGUCGGCCGACAUCAUGCGCGAUGCCUACGAUCCACAGUUCCUCCAGAACCUGUCGAGGUUAGGCCAGGUCAAGGUGCCUAAGAACGCGACCAACUACCAGCCCACGGAUCAAAUGCUGCGCAUCCUCGAAGCGCGGGAGCGGGCCAACCUGGACAACGUCUCGUCUGCCGACGUCCUCUCCUCCCCCUCCCCCUCUUCUACUCGUCAAUCCAAAGGCCCACCUCGCAUCCCAGCACACACAAUAACCCUCCUCCUCGACGACAGAAAACACUGCGAGACCCGAAAAGACCUCGACCGUCUGGCGCUGGAAUACGAUCUGCCGCUGGAAACCAUCGAAUCGCUCGCCAAGUUCUACAACUCACCGACGAUGGGCGAGGAGGUGCGCGACGAAGAGGGGGGCAAGCAGGAGGACCAGGCGAACAGACAGGACGAGCGGGCUCCACCCAAGGUCAGAGGUGUAUGGGUCACGCCUAAGCUGCAGAACCAGAUCAGCGCGUGA